AAUAAACACAAACACUACACAUAACCGUGGCAACGAUAACAAACUAAUAAGAACUGUUUCUACACACAAUAUUUUUCGUAAAUCAUGGCAGAGAAAGUAAUGUUCAACGUGAAUGAACCUAAAGAUGCCGUGGGUUUUGAUUCGCAAUGGAAAGUAAAGAAGGUGACUAUGCAAGGUUCAUCACAAACUGCUAACAUUACAAGUGAAACUGCGUCCAUUUCAACAAAUUCUAGGACAAAUACAGAGAUCCAAACUGAUGCAUUGGAAUUAAAACCACCUGAGUAUGAUGAGCAGAGACUGGCUGAUUUUCUCAAGAGAUUAUACCCGAAAGUAAGCAAGGAAUUAAAUGAAGCUGCCACUUCCCAAGUAUUCAAGAAUCAUCGAGCUGAUGGUCCUUCAACUAAAGUCCAGCCUAAAUUACUCACUGCAUUUAAACUAACAGUAGAAAAUGGAGAUUUUGCUAAAUCUGUCAGUGGUCUCUCCUGGAAUGCAACUGGAAAGAAACUAGCAAUAAGUGUGGUCCAACCACAUGAAUCAUGGUGUCACCAUGUUGGAAUGAUCUUCAUACACACAUUCACUGGUUCCCAAGACACAGAGGACAAAAUGAUAAGGAUUAAGACACCUAGUUGCAUCACAGCAAUCAGUUAUCACCCUACAAUGCCUCCAAUAUUAGCAGUUGGGUCUUACACAGGUGAAAUACUCAUUUUGAACACGCAAAACGACGAAAACGAGCAAUUAUUGGUCAAGACAAGUGGACAUGAUGGUGUUAUAACAAAGGUAGCUUGGGUAGAAGACUUAGAAUCGGAGAAAAACCACCUCCUAGCAUCUGGAAGCCUCGAUGGGUGUUUAAACAUGUGGUUUAAUAUGGGCAGCAAUGAAUUGAAAUUACAAGAUAAAUUCAAGAUAAAAACACCGCUAUUCGGUAAAUUGCAGCGUAAAGGUGAAACACCGGCUGCUAUCAGUAAAAAAGUCGACAGAGGGAUUGUCUCCUUUGAUUUCUCGAGGCAUAACCCGGAGAAGUUUAUAGUCGCGGCUGAAGGUGGCUUAAUCGCACAAUGUUCACGUUUUGGUACCAAAGAAUUACCAGGAGGUACCAAAGAAGUACGUGUAUCUGAUCCUGUAUUUCAAUAUUACCGUGCGCAUGAAGGUGAGAUUACUUCUAUUAUGUUAUCACCCGACAGACCAGAGUUAUUCGCGUCGUGCGCAAGUGAUGGUGAAAUUAGAGUGUAUGACAUGGGUGAAGAAGAACCCGGGAAUGUUAUCGCAACUAAAGAUGAUACGCUUGUGCUGAAAUGGGUACCGUAUAGUCAGAAUUUAAUCGCCACGUGCGGAGGUAGUGGUAGAGUUGAUUUUUACAACGCAAAAAAUGGGAAGUUGAUGAAUGUUAAAGAUGAAAAAGAAACUGAUGGAGAUGAUGAUGUUUACUUGACUUGUUUGGCAUUCCAUAGUGGGAGGAUUUCGGUGGUUGCUGUGGGUACCAAGGAGGGUGGGGUGCAGAUAUGGGACAUUCCAUGGAAUAAUUAUUAAGAAAAUAAAUAAAUUUGAAUUUGAA
Messenger RNA from Dalotia coriaria, 1552 nucleotides. Its product is annotated as cytoplasmic dynein 2 intermediate chain 2-like. Lineage: Eukaryota; Metazoa; Arthropoda; Insecta; Coleoptera; Staphylinidae. Gene Ontology annotation, biological process: intraciliary transport. Gene Ontology annotation, cellular component: ciliary plasm; cytoplasmic dynein complex. The record is from RefSeq and is a predicted model, not a curated record. Gene Ontology annotation, molecular function: dynein light chain binding; dynein heavy chain binding.